CCCACUCUGCCCUGCCAGAGGCAGACAUGGUGCCCCUGCUGCUGCUGCCCCUGCUGUGGGGGGGGUCCUUGCAGCAGCCACCACGCUAUGAGCUCCGAGUGCAGGAAUCAGUGACGGUGCAGGAGGGUCUGUGUGUCCACGUGCCCUGCUCCUUCUCCUACCCGGGGAGUCCGUGGUCUUCCUCUAGUGAACUGUACACCUUCUGGUACCGGGACUGGGACAACACAGAUUAUGCUGCUCCUGUGGCCUCGAGCAACCGGAAUAAAACAGUGAAGAGAGAGACCCGAGGCCGCUUCCUCCUCGCGGACCCCAAGACCAACAACUGUUCCCUGCAAAUCAGAGACGCCAGGAGGAGUGACUCAGGACGCUAUGUCUUCCGAGUGGAGAGAGGAGAUUCUGUGAAAUAUAAUUACAAAGAGAAGAUGCUGGAUUUGCAGGUGACAGCCCUGACAGAGAAACCCCACAUCUGGAUGAGGGAGCCUCUGGAGUCCGGCCGCCCCACACAGCUGGCCUGCAGCCUGCCAGGGGCCUGCGAAGGGGGACGACCUGUCACCUUCUCCUGGGCGGGAGCCACUGUGGACUCGCUGGACCCCCAGACCCUCCGCUCCUCGGUGCUCACCUUCACCCCGAGGCCCCGGGACCAUGGCACCAGCCUCACCUGUCAGGUGAAACUCCAAGGAUCUUGGGUGGCCACGCAGAGAACCAUCCGGCUCAAUGUCUCCUGCCCCACCCCAGAGCUGGGCACUUCGCUCCCUGACACAGGGACCUGGACCCGCUCUGUCCUGCCAGAGGCAGACAUGGUGCCCCUGCUGCUGCUGCCCCUGCUGUGGGGGGGGUCCCUGCAGAAGCAGCAGCAGCCAGACUAUGAGCUCCGAGUGCAGGAAUCAGUGACGGUGCAGGAGGGUCUGUGUGUCCACGUGCCCUGCUCCUUCUCCUACCCGUGGAGUCCGUGGUCUUCCCCUAGUGAACUCUACACCUACUGGUACCGGGACGGGGACAACACAAACUCUGCUCCUCCUGUGGCCUCGAGCAACCGGAAUAAAACAGUGAAUAGCUUGACCCAAGGCCGCUUCCUCCUCGCGGAUCCCACGACCAACAACUGUUCCCUGGACAUCAGAGACGCCAGGAGGAGUGACACAGGACGUUACGUCUUCCGAGUGGAGAGAGGAGAUUCUGUGAGAUAUAAUUACAUAAUGAAGAAGCUGGAUUUGAAGGUGACAGCCCUGACAGAGAAACCCCACAUCCGUGUACGGGAGCCUCUGGAGUCCGGCCACCCCACACAGCUGGCCUGCAGCCUGCCAGGGGCCUGCGAAGGGGGACGACCUCUCACCUUCUCCUGGGCGGGAGCCUCUGUGGACUCGCUGGACCCCCAGACCCUCCGCUCCUCGGUGCUCACCUUCACCCCGAGGCCCCGGGACCAUGGCACCAGCCUCACCUGUCAGGUGAAACUCCAAGGAUCUUGGGUGGCCACGCAGAGAACCAUCCGGCUCAAUGUCUCCUAUGCCCCUCGGAAACUCAUCAUAGGCGUCUCUUUCAAAAACAACACAGUCUUCAAGAUUCUGCAAACCACAUCCCUUCACAUCCUGGAGGGAGAGGCCCUGAGGCUGCGCUGUGAGGCUGACAGCAACCCCCCUGCCGAGCUGAGCUGGUUCCGGGGGUCCCCAGGCCUGAACGCCACCCCCCUCUCCAGCACCGCGAUCCUGGAGCUGCCUCGCGUGGGGCCUGCACAGGAAGGAGAGUUCACCUGCCAAGCUCGGCACCCGCUGGGCUCCCACAGUGUCUCUCUCAGCCUCUCUGUGGUCUACCCCCCGCAGCUGCUGGGACCCACCUGCUCCUGGGGGGACCAGGGUCUGCACUGCAGCUGCUCCUCCAGGGCCCAGCCGGCCCCCUCCCUGCGCUGGCGGCUGGGGGCGGGGCUGCUGGAGGGGAACCAUGGCAACGCCUCCCACGUGGUCACCUCCAGCUCAGAGGGGCCCUGGACCAACAGCUCCCUGAGCCUCAAGGAGGGGCUCAGCCCUGACCUCAGACUCAGCUGUGAGGCCUGGAAUGUGCAGGGGGCCCAGAGCGUCUCUGUCCUGCUGCUGCCAGAUCAGGGCCUGCUGGGGGCAGAGGCGGGAGUGGUUCCUGCGGCUCUCGGAGGUGCUGGUGCCAUGGCCCUGCUGUCCCUGUGCUUGUGUCUCAUCUUCUUUUGCAUAGUGAAAGCCCGCAGGAGGCAAGCAGCCGGGAGACCAAAGGUCACGAAUGAUGAAGACCCUGUGAUGGGCACAGUCACCUGGGGCUCCCAGAAAAACCUCCCGCCGGACGGGCCCCCAGACCAAGCCUCACCUGCUGAGAAGGGCCCUCUGUCGGGGGAGCAGCAGGAGCUCUACUACGCCAACCUCACCUUUGAGGGGCUGAAGCCACGGGAGCCUCGGGACCAGGAGGCCACCAGCACCCAGGAGUACGCAGUGGUCAAGCGCAGAGGCCAAUGA
Messenger RNA from Myotis lucifugus (little brown bat), 2471 nucleotides. Its product is annotated as sialic acid-binding Ig-like lectin 5. NCBI's taxonomy places the organism in Eukaryota, Metazoa, Chordata, Mammalia, Chiroptera, Vespertilionidae. Bases 27 to 2471 code for a protein of 814 amino acids. Gene Ontology annotation, cellular component: plasma membrane. Gene Ontology annotation, biological process: cell adhesion. The transcript has 12 exons. Gene Ontology annotation, molecular function: sialic acid binding. The record is from RefSeq and is a predicted model, not a curated record.